Messenger RNA from Setaria italica (foxtail millet), 2109 nucleotides. RefSeq lists its product as uncharacterized. The record is from RefSeq and is a predicted model, not a curated record. Bases 160 to 1929 code for a protein of 589 amino acids. The transcript has 14 exons. Lineage: Eukaryota; Viridiplantae; Streptophyta; Magnoliopsida; Poales; Poaceae.
UGACCCUCUAUCCCUUUCCCCGCCUUCAGGCACCUCAAACCCUAGAUCUGCCCCUAUUUCUUUUUUUGCGCCGGCAGAGGGGAACGACGAAAUCCCACCCUGUGCCCCACGUAUUGUGGCAACCGGGGUGUAGCAGUGUUUGUUCCAGCCUUGAAAAAGAUGCGGAAAACUAAGAGAGGUGGUGGUGAUCUCGCUAGAAGCUCUCAUAAGAACAGAAGAGCUUGCGAGACUGAGUGGGUCUCAGGUUGCUUGCUUGAUGAGGACUCUAAUCAAGAUGUUUGCACUGAGCUAUCUGAUGUUGUUAAAUCACACUUUCGUAAAAGUGUUGCCUCAAUUUCCUUGUGCAAUGGAGACAUAACCUUAUUUUCAUGCUCGGGCAUAGCUAUAGCACGCCAUGGGCCUUAUCUUACAAGGUUUCUGACUUCUGCAAGUUUAGCUAGAGCUUUUGAUGGUAAAACAAAUGAACACUAUUAUGACUUAAAGAUUAAAGUGUGCCAUGAAGGCAAGGAAGUGUACAGGGGUUUUUUGGCUGAAUAUGAUUUAGAUCAUAACUUUGCUGUUGUCAACGUCCGUCGAUUCAUUGAUGUUCAUGUUGGAAUUUUCGAAUGUGUGCUGGAAUCUGUGCCCUAUGGUGAGGCAUAUGUAGUUGGGCGUGGUGUCUCUGGUGAUCUAAUGGCCAGGAGUGUGGAACUGGGUGGUGAUUUAAGGGUAUCUAAGGAGGAUAAAGAUCUUGACAGUAAAACCUCAGAGGCUUGGGAAGGUGGAUCAGUUUUUUCUUUUGAUGGGAAAUUUAUUGGCAUGAACCUUUUUUUGGUUCCUGGAAGAGCUGUUUUCCUACCAUGGAGCACUAUUUCCAAGCGUCUGGAGUGUUACUGGACAUCCUGGCAAAAGGUGACUGGUCAGGUGCCGUUAGAAUGUUUGAGGGUUUACGGGUUUGGAGCACCCGUAGGUGGUAAAUCUAACAGCUAUCAAGAAGCACAUAGAGGUCUUCACAACAAGGAACAGUUAGAUCUGGACUCCAUGGGUUACCCUAAGUUACCAUCAACCAUGUUAGGUGCCAGAAUGAUUUUGGUCAAUACUUUUGAAGAGACUUUUGGCGAUAUGUGUGGUAAAGGUGUCUGGAGCAAACUUAGUGGAAAAGCAGCUUUCAGCAUACGUCGCAAUGUUGUCGCGCUGGCUUCAUUCAAUGGAGGAAAAAGGAUUUUUGCAUGCACGGGUUUUUUUAUCAAAUGGAAUGGAUCUUCAAUUAUUUUGACAUCAGCAAGCUUGAUUGGAAAUUCUGGUGACGUGGAUGAGAUUGUUGAAAACUUGAGGAUUGAAGUAUUGCUUCCGGACAAAAAGUGCGUAGAAGGGAAAUUAGAGCAUCACGAUCCGCAUUACAAUGUUGCUCUAGUCAGUGUCAGUGUCGAGGACCGCCGUGAUCUCCGUCCAGCAAAUACUCGGCUUUCUUGGUCCAAUUGUUACAAGGUAGCAGCUGUAGGGCGUUGCUUCAAAUCAGGUGCAUUAAUGGCUAUGGGUGGGGAGCUGGUUUCCUGGACAGGCACACUUGAUUGCGACCUCCUCGUGCGUUCCUCAUGCAAAAUCACUAAGGCUGGGAUUGGAGGCCCCCUUGUUACUCUGGAUGGGGAUGUUCUUGGCAUGAACUUCUAUGAUAAGGAAAUAGGAACCCCUUUCCUGUUAUGGGGGAACAUCUGUGAGAUCUUAGAAUCGUUCAAGUUAAGAAGUAAGGCUGGAGAAACUGAGAGUGAUCCCUCUGGUACGCCUUUCUGGAAAACAGAUAAGGAUCCCGCAACUAGGUUAAACAGGUGGCCUGUGACCAUGCCAUGUUGGCGUCUUUCUGAUGACGUGGAGAAGGAUAAACCUGAUGAUGAUGUGGGCGUGUACUCCGAGUACAGCUACGAUAAGGGAAAGAAAAUCCUAAAACUUUAGAUGCAGUCACACCCUACGAAAAGGGGAUUAGUGAGAGUACGCGUUGGAUUCGAGAUACAUGGAUGAUGGAAUAAUGAGUGAAGUGAAAUGAACGGGCGUUCUUAUUUCGGUCAUAUGAACUGUCACAUGCUUUCUGAUUCUGCAGCGCUAUACCAGCGUAUAUGACCUUUUUCCACUUCA